Etheostoma cragini (Arkansas darter) is the source of this 248-nucleotide messenger RNA. Its product is annotated as glutamate receptor 2-like. The transcript has a single exon. The record is from RefSeq and is a predicted model, not a curated record. The annotation marks the transcript as partial. NCBI's taxonomy places the organism in Eukaryota, Metazoa, Chordata, Actinopteri, Perciformes, Percidae.
CGCUCAAAGAUUGCCGUCUUUGAGAAGAUGUGGUCCUACAUGCGGAGCGCGGACCCCUCGGUGUUCGUGAAGAACACCAACGAGGGCGUGAGCCGGGUCCGGAAGUCCAAGGGGAAGUACGCCUACCUGCUGGAGUCCUCCAUGAACGAGUACAUCGAGCAGAGGAAGCCCUGCGACACCAUGAAGGUGGGCGGGAACCUGGACUCCAAGGGCUACGGGGUGGCCACGCCCAAAGGAUCGCGCCUCAG